AUGGGAAAUAGCGGUACAAUCAAGGACGAGACAUCGCCUCUCAUGGAGGAGGCGAGGCAUGUGGAUGUGGAAGAGCGAGUGGAGUUUGUGAGGGAGGAGGUUGAUCAUCAUGAGUCGUCGAAGAGCGCUUGGUAUCUCUUUUUACUGACGAUUUCGAUUGGAGGACUCCAGAUAGUCUGGUCCGUGGAACUCUCUAAUGGAUCGCCCUACCUUUUGUCCCUGGGCAUGAGCAAAUCGCUCCUCGCCUUUGUUUGGAUCGCCGGACCCCUGACGGGAACGCUGGUACAACCCUACGUGGGCAUCCGCAGUGACAAUUGCCGGAUACCAUGGGGAAAGCGGAAGCCAUUCAUGAUUAUCGGCGGUGCCGCAACGAUCGUGUGCUUACUAGCUCUGGCAUGGGUACGGGAGAUCGUUGGUGGAUUCUUAUCCAUCUUCGGCGUCGAUCGAGAAUCAAAUGGUACGAAAACAAUGAUUAUUAUCGUUGCGACCAUCGUGAUGUAUGGGCUUGAUUUCGCCGUCAAUACUGUACAAGCCGGGAUCCGAGCAUUCAUCGUGGAUAAUUGUCCCGCCCACCAACAGGAACUCGCAAAUGCCUGGGCGAGUCGAUUGACAGGCGUCGGAAACAUCCUAGGCUACAUUUUUGGCUACAUGGAUCUACCAAAAGUCCUGCCCUUCCUGGGGAAUACGCAAUUCAAGGUCCUCUGCGUGAUUGCGUCGAUUUCUCUCACCAUCACAUUGGCAGCUAGCUGCGUCUAUAUCAAGGAGCGGGAUCCACGACUCGAAGGGCCGCCCGCAACAGAUGGUCUCGGUCUCAUUUCCUUCUUUCGACAGGUCUUCAAAUCAAUCCGUGACCUGCCGCCGCAAAUUGCGCAGGUCUGUAAAGUACAGGUCGCUGCGUGGGUGGGCUGGUUCCCGUUCUUGUUUUACUCAACGACGUAUAUUGGUCAGCUCUAUGUGAAUCCGAUCUUUGCGGAUCACCCGGAUAUGCCUAAGGAUCAAAUCGACAAGGCGUGGGAGGAUGCGACGCGCACUGGAACAUUUGCAUUGCUCAUCUAUGCUGUCAUCUCUUUUCUUGCCAACAUCAUCCUUCCGCUAUUUGUAGUGCCUACUUAUGGGCAGGUGUCUGAAUCUUCGGUGGGCGGUCCGUCUCACAGCUCUGAAGAUCCUGCGCAUGGAGAGGAAGAUGAGGAGCCUGUUCAGUCGCGACGAAUGUCGUUUUCGGCUAUGCCUUCGGGUAUGGUGGCGGAGCCACUACUUGACGCUGGUCCGGGUAAGGACAGCGGCUCGAACGGAGGGCCGAGGUGGCUAUCACGCCUUCAAAUACCGGGAUUGACGCUUCGACGCGUCUGGCUCUCUUCUCAUAUUUUUUUCGCGCUGUGCAUGUUCAGCACGAUAUUCAUCUCUUACUAUCCAGCUGGCUCGAUCGUGAUUGGCUUUGUUGGAAUCUGCUGGGCCGUGGCUCUGUGGGUGCCAUUUGCCCUUAUCUCUGCUGAAGUGGCUCGAAUUGACGUCGCUCGACGAUUGAAUCUGCGUCGGACAAGAGUACCUCCAGCAGGCCAGAGCUCUACUUCUCACAAUGGUGGAUCCAAUUCCUACGCUCCUGUCUCUGUUGAAGAUGCAGAAGACGACCAUGACGAUCACCACGAAACCACUGGUGGAUACGACCAUGACCUCGAAAACGGCCAGUCGAAGCCUGCGCCAGAAGAGCAAAACAAUGCACAAGCCGGCAUCAUCUUGGGUCUACAUAAUGUGGCAAUUUCAUUCCCACAGAUUUUCUCCAGUCUCAUCUGCAGUGCGAUUUUCAAAGCUGCCCAGAAGCCUAGGGGAGAGCCGUGGGAUGAUAGCGUGGGAUGGGUUCUCCGGUUCGGCGGAUGUGCUGCGCUCGGUGCGGCAUGGUUGACCAAGAAGCUCGCCGAGGGCGCACAUUGA
Messenger RNA from Penicillium argentinense, 1929 nucleotides. Its product is annotated as putative sucrose transporter. NCBI's taxonomy places the organism in Eukaryota, Fungi, Ascomycota, Eurotiomycetes, Eurotiales, Aspergillaceae. Gene Ontology annotation, molecular function: sucrose:proton symporter activity. The transcript has 4 exons. Gene Ontology annotation, cellular component: membrane. The record is from RefSeq and is a predicted model, not a curated record. Bases 1 to 1929 code for a protein of 642 amino acids.